AUGGAGAGCCUAUCACUGAAGGAAUCACCUGGCCAUCCUUACCAGAGGAAGGCUUCUGCCUGCUGGCAGCUCACCGUGAAAGUCCUGGAGGCACGGAACCUACCCUGGGCUGACCUUUUGAGCAAGGCUGACCCAUAUGUGAUCCUGCAGCUGCCCACUGUACCUGGAACAACGUUUAAGACCAAGACGGUCACCAAUUCCAACCACCCUGUAUGGAAUGAGACUUUCACCUUCAGAAUCCAGAGUCAGGUCAAGAACAUUCUGGAGCUGAGCAUCUAUGAUGAAGACUCAGUUAAAAACGAUGAUCUCUUCGUCAAGUUUCUCUAUGAUGUCUCAGAAGUCCUCCCUGGCAAGCUGCUGCGGAAGACCUUCUCCUGGAGUCCCCAGGUGGGUGGGGAACUGGACAUGGAGUUCCUAGUAGAGAAAAUGUUGGAGAGACCAGAAAACCUCAUCACCAACAACGUCCUUGUGGCCCGAGAGCUGUCAUGUCUGGAUGUGCAUCUGAACAGCACAGAGAACAUGGCCAUGGCCCAAGAUCAGGACAAAUUGGAGCUGGAGCUGAUGCUGAAGGGUUCAUAUGAGGAUACAAAGACAUUGACCCUGGGCACAGCCUCUGACUUCUGCUUCCACUACAUGGCAGCCCAGGAGACAGAGCUGAGUGGGCGCCUCCGGAGCUCCACAGAUAAUGGCUGGAAUUCAGACAACUCAGCUGGACACCUCACUGUUCCCCUGAGGUCCUUGACCAUGGGGAAGGAGAUGACCAUUGAUGUUCCUGCCCCAAAUGCCCCAGGAAUGAAGCUGCAGCUCAAGGCAGAGAGCUGCCCCAACGAGUUGGAUGUGCACCUUGGCUUUGACCUGUGUGCAGAGGAGCAGGCCUUCCUGAGCAGAAGGAAGCAAGUGGUGGCCAAGGCCCUGAAGCAGGCCCUGCAGCUGGAGGAGGACCUGCAGGAAGAUGAGGUCCCCAUUGUGGGCAUCAUGGCCACCGGAGGGGGUGCCCGGGCCAUGACCUCACUCUAUGGCCACCUGUUAGCCCUGCAAAAGCUGGGCCUCCUUGACUGUGUGACCUACUUCAGUGGUACCUCAGGCUCUACAUGGACAAUGGCCCACCUGUAUGGGGACCCUGAGUGGUCGCAGCUGGACCUCGAGGGACCCAUCCAACAUGCCCGCAAGCAUAUGGCCAAGAAUAAGGUGGAGGCCUUCUCCCCACAGCAUCUGAGGAACUACUACCAGGAACUGAAUCUACGGACUGAACAGGGCUACACUACCACCUUUGUGGACCUGUGGGCCCUCGUGCUGGAGAACAUGCUGCAUGGCCAGGAGAUGCAGCAGACGCUGUCAGGGCAGAGAGAAGCACUGAAGCGAGGCCAGAACCCUCUGCCACUCUACUUGAGCCUCAAUGUCAAAGAGAACAAUCUGGAGACCCUCGACUUCAAGGAGUGGGUCGAGUUCUCCCCCUAUGAGAUUGGGUUCCUGAAGUAUGGUGCCUUCAUCCCCUCCGAGCUCUUGGGCUCUGACUUCUUCAUGGGGCGGCUAAUAAGGAAGGUCCCUGAGUCCCGGAUCUGCUUUCUGGAAGGUAUCUGGAGUAACAUUUUCUCCCUGAACUUGCUGGAUCUCUGGCAUGACUUCACCAGCUCUGGGGAAGCCUGGAAACAGCACAUCAAGGACAAGAUGAGGAACAUAGAGAAGGAGCCCCCUGCCUCCUCAGGGACCUGCUCAUACCUAGAGGCCUUGUGGCUACAGCCUGGAACAGCACUGGCCCAGGCUUUCAAGGGCUUCCUAAAAAAUAGGCCGCUCUACCAGUGCACCUCCAACUUCCUCCAAGGCCUCCAGCUGCACCAGGACUACUGUAGGCAGAAAGACUUCUCUACCUGGGCAGACUGCCAGCUGGACUGUACCCCUGGUCAGCUGACCCCACAGGAGCCUCAGCUCUGCCUGGUGGACACCGGCUAUUUCAUCAACACCAGCUGUCCUUCUAUGUUCAGAUCAGGCCGCAGGCUGGACCUCAUCCUCUCCUUUGACUAUUCCUUAUCCUCACCCUUUGAGGUACUGCAGCAGACCGAACUGUACUGCCGGGGCCAGGGCCUGCCCUUCCCCCGUGUGGAGCUGAGCCCUCAGGACCUCCACCAGCCCAGGGAGUGCUACCUCUUCUCUGACCCCAACUGCCCUGAGGCCCCUGUCCUGCUGCACUUCCCACUGGUCAACACCUCCUUCAAGGACCACUCAGCCCCAGGUGUCCAGCGCAGUCCUACAGAGCUCCCGGCUGGUCAAGUGGAUCUCACCGGAGCUGCCUCACCCUAUUCCCUAUUCAAUAUGACAUACAAGGAGGAAGACUUUGACCGUCUUCUGCACCUCAGUGAGUACAACGUGCAGAACAGCCAGGAUGGCAUCCUGCAGGCCUUGAGGAAGGCCCUGAAGUACCACACCUCAGGGACCAGGCCAGCAGGGGUGCAGACAUGA
Molecule: messenger RNA, 2457 nt
Organism: Orycteropus afer afer
Lineage: Eukaryota; Metazoa; Chordata; Mammalia; Tubulidentata; Orycteropodidae
Gene: PLA2G4D
Product: phospholipase A2 group IVD
Exons: 21
Coding region: 1-2457 (818 amino acids)
Biological process (GO): glycerophospholipid catabolic process
Cellular component (GO): cytosol
Molecular function (GO): calcium-dependent phospholipid binding; calcium ion binding
Source: RefSeq, a predicted model, not a curated record